Messenger RNA from Zingiber officinale, 2704 nucleotides. RefSeq names its product ABC transporter F family member 4-like. The record is from RefSeq and is a predicted model, not a curated record. The coding region runs from base 317 to 2470 and encodes 717 amino acids. The transcript has a single exon. NCBI's taxonomy places the organism in Eukaryota, Viridiplantae, Streptophyta, Magnoliopsida, Zingiberales, Zingiberaceae. Gene Ontology annotation, molecular function: ATP hydrolysis activity; ATP binding.
GCUAGAGCACUCGUCCCCGCUGCUCUGCCGUCGCUGACUCUGCUCUUCCGUCGCCGCCGCUGACAGCCGCCGUCCACCGAUCCAUAGCGAGCAGUCAGAGAACAGUCUCCGUCGGCCGUCGGAGACCGCUGCCGCGAGAAAUUAGCAACGCCCAAAUUCCGGUCUAUUUCUCUAUCGAUCUGUUCCAAAUCUGUUCCGAACCGACCGGUUCGGGAGUUCUAUAAAUACAGCUUUCUUCCGGUUAGGUUUCUUCCGUAAUCGUCGUUCGGGCUUCGUCGGCGCAUCCUUCUCUUUCUGCUGCUUCCGCACCGCCAUCAUGGUGAGGAAAACCUCCGCCGACAUCUCCUCUUCCAAGGGCGGAAAAUCCAAGGAAUCCGCCUCCAUCGCCUCUGCUGUACCCAAAAAGGAGAAGAUCUCCGUGUCGGCUAUGCUUGCUUCCAUGGACAAGCCCAAACCCUCAUCUUCUGGCGCCUCGAAGAAGCCUAAGCCCAAAGCCAAAUCCUCUUCCUAUACGGAUGACAUCGAUCUACCGCCUUCUGACGAUGAGGAAGAGGAGAUCGCGGAGGAAGACGCAAAACCUAAAUCUCGAAACGCUGUUACCGAGUUGUCGGCCGCCACCAUCUCCGACAAGGAGCUCAAGAAGAGGGAGAAGAAGGACAGCUUAAAUGCGCACGCUGCCGAGCAGGCACGGCAGGAGGCCCUGAGGGAUGACCACGAUGUCUUCACGGUGGUUAUUGGAUCCCGCGCAGCCGCCCUUGAUCCUGACGCUCAAGAGGGUGCUGCCGAUGCUAACGUGAGGGAUAUCACCAUCGAGAAUUUCUCUGUUUCUGCUCGGGGGAAGGAGCUCCUGAAGAACGCCUCCGUCAAGAUAUCCCAUGGGAAAAGGUACGGUCUUAUUGGUCCAAACGGGAAGGGGAAAUCUACUCUGUUAAAGCUCCUUGCUUGGAGGAAGAUUCCCGUCCCACGCAACAUUGAUGUGCUUCUGGUCGAGCAGGAAGUAGUCGGGGAUGAAAGAACUGCUCUUGAGGCUGUUGUGUCUGCUAACGAGGAGCUGGUGAGCCUUCGCAAGGAGGCUGCUGCUCUCUCCGAGAAACCUGAAGGAGGAGACGAUGAAGACGACGAUGAUAGUGGAGAGAAGCUUGCAGAAAUAUAUGAAAAGUUGCAGCUUUUGGGUUCCGAUGCUGCAGAGGCCCAGGCAUCUAAGAUCUUAGCUGGGUUGGGGUUCACCAAGGAGAUGCAGCGUCGUUCGACCAAGUCAUUCAGCGGAGGAUGGAGGAUGAGGAUAUCCUUGGCCAGAGCUCUCUUUGUGCAGCCAACUUUGUUACUUCUGGAUGAGCCUACAAACCAUCUUGAUCUCCGAGCAGUGCUAUGGUUAGAGGAGUAUCUUUGCCGCUGGAAGAAGACGCUGGUGGUGGUGUCCCAUGACAGAGACUUCCUUAACACCGUUUGCAAUGAGGUCAUUCAUCUUCACGAGCUGAAACUCCAUGUUUACCGUGGGAACUUUGAUGAUUUUGAGAGUGGCUAUGAGCAAAAGAGAAAAGAAACAAACAAGAAGUUUGAAAUUUAUGAGAAGCAGAUGAAGGCUGCUAAGAAGACUAGCAACAAGGCUAAGCAAGACAAGGUUGAUGAUCGGGUUAAGUAUGUCGCCGCCAAGGCAGCUAAGAGCAAGUCAAAGGGGAAGGUGGUAGAUGAUGAUGCACCACCACCUGAGGCGCCCCAACGGUGGAGGGAUUACAGUGUUGUAUUCCACUUCCCGGAGCCCACUGAGCUGACACCGCCACUUCUGCAGCUCAUCGAGGUCAGCUUCUGCUAUCCAAACAGGGAGGAUUUUAGGCUCUCCAAUGUUGAUGUGGGAAUUGAUAUGGGGACAAGGGUUGCCAUUGUAGGACCUAAUGGUGCUGGCAAAUCCACUCUGCUGAAUUUACUCGCAGGGGACUUGGUGCCCACUGAAGGAGAAGUUCGUCGGAGUCAAAAGCUCCGGAUUGGGAGAUAUUCCCAGCAUUUUGUUGAUCUCCUGAUUAUGGAAGAGAACCCAGUUCAGUACCUUCUCCGCCUUCAUCCAGAUCAAGAAGGAUUCAGCAAGCAAGAGGCUGUGCGUGCUAAACUUGGGAAAUUUGGCCUGCCCAGCCACAACCACCUUACACCCAUCGCCAAAUUAUCUGGAGGCCAGAAGGCUCGCGUCGUGUUUACUUCUAUAUCCAUGUCUAAGCCUCAUAUUCUUUUGUUGGAUGAGCCGACAAAUCACCUUGACAUGCAAAGUAUUGAUGCACUGGCAGAUGCACUUCAGGAGUUCACUGGUGGUGUUAUUUUGGUGAGUCACGACUCACGUUUAAUAUCACGAGUGUGUGAGGAUGAAGAGAAAAGUGAGAUAUGGGUUGUGGAAGACGGUACUGUUAGAAAAUUCCCUGGUUCUUUUGAAGAGUACAAGGAAGAUCUUCUGAAAGAGAUUAAGGCUGAGGUUGAUGAAUAAGGCAAAUGUAACUUAUUGUUUCUGCUUUGCUGUGAGUGAUCUACUAUUAUACUGCAUACACUUCAGAACAUAACUAUGCCCUUUUACAAUUUUACUGAUGCUGUUCUUUGUCAUGUGAUAUUCAUUCAAAACUGGUAUAAGUUCAUAAACAGAUGUAUAAGAGCAAGUUGAAGCUACGCUACUGCAAAGUUGUUAUGAUAUUUUUUAGGGUCAUAUGAGAGUUAAUUUUGCAUA